Drosophila ficusphila is the source of this 2290-nucleotide messenger RNA. RefSeq names its product protein vreteno. Bases 92 to 2164 code for a protein of 690 amino acids. NCBI's taxonomy places the organism in Eukaryota, Metazoa, Arthropoda, Insecta, Diptera, Drosophilidae. Gene Ontology annotation, biological process: spermatogenesis. The transcript has 6 exons. The record is from RefSeq and is a predicted model, not a curated record.
CUUCGGGUCACGGUCACUUUUUUUGCUACAGGCGCGUGGAGUGAAAUUCGAAUCCAGGUAAACGUACAGGUAACUUAAAAGUUAAUUUGCGAUGGAGGAUCCUCAGGACGACUGGCUUGAUUUCAAUCCAAUGGCCAAAGAUUACUACGACGAGGCACAUAACCAGUACAUCAGCGAAUCGGGGCAGAAUCUGAUCGAGGUGGCUCCUUUACCGCCCAAGAAUGAAAAGAUAGAUCGUGCCGAAAGACAAACGAAAUAUCCAUAUCUGGUAGUCCCCAAGUCCAGCCCCUUUGUGACCGAAAGGAUGCUUAUCAACUUCUUUGGCCGUGCUCUGAUCCACGACUUGGAAUUUCGCAAAGUAUCGCGUGUUUACUUUGUAUACUUCCUUAAUAUCGGAUCUCUAGAAGCAGCCCGACUGCAGGUGGAGCGACACCCGAACCUGAUCAGGUGCGUCACUGGGCGUCCCCAGAAGGAGCGAGAAAGCGCUAUCCCUGAUAUUCUGAAAUCCACUGAACCAAUGCCUGAACCGUCUCCUGCUUUUUCGCCCACUAAACGUACGCCCGUUAAUCUCAACUCCCGUGAGGUUCCUGUCUCGGCCGGAAGACACAAGCAUCCGGAGUUUUUUCGACCCCCUCUCGUUACCAAAGAGGAUUAUAAAGCCAAAAGAUCACUGUUGGCCGAAAGCGAUCCCAUUCAGCGCUAUCUUAAUGUAAAAUACGAGUUCGCCUUGGAGCGCUACGAUAUCUAUAAGCUAAAGGACGAAACGAGGAUUUCGCAGGCUAUUCUGCACUUUCGUUCUGGAAGAACUAUUCCAAUAUCAAAGAUUGCCUGCGAUGAGGCAGCUACAUCUGAAAACCUCUUAAAAUUUGAAGUAAGCAAGUGCGUGGUCUGCCAAAAUUGGACAGAUAAUUUCUGUAAGUUUUGCAAGAUGCCCUUUUGCAAUGCCUCUUGUUUAGAGUAUGUGGCUGAUAUGCACACGGAAAGCUGCGGCAAAGAGAAGCCGCUCGAACUUGGCGAAAAAGUGUGCCGCAUGUUUCCAAAGCCCGGACUGCCACCAUCGGGAUCCAAAGUUAGAAUCACCGCCUUUGAACAGACUAAUGUGGUAUUCGUUCGCUCGGCUGACAUUCAUAUGGACAUUGCUUAUUACUCAGUCCUAACUGAGGUAUCAACUCAGGGAAAAACUGCUCCAAAACUGCUUAAUACGCCAGUCUGCGGUCAAAUUGUUCUGUACAAGUUUGAAAAUGUAAUUUUUCGUGCAAUGGUGCUCAAUGUUGAUGAUCCCAAGGACAUCUAUGUCGUAUGCAUCGACUAUGGCAGCGUUGAGGUCGUGCAGCUGAAAAAUUUAUACGAAUGCAGUUCCGUUUUGGCCAGUUUGCCGUGCUAUCCCAUCGCUGUGCAGUUGCGUGGAGUUCCUAGGCGAUUUCUGGGUCCGAACAUUAGGGAAAUGAUGUACGAGCUCGACCAAGCUUUGGUAUUCGAUAUGAAAUACUCUUUGCGAGAGUACGAUUAUAGCAAGGGUUUGCAAAUUGUUGUGCUGACUGAGACGGAAAUCAAUAGCAGCUUAAAUCGUCUUUUUAAGACAAUAAUGACACCUGUGGAACCGUCUUUAUCAGAGCCAGGAUACAAGGAGGAAUGCCUUCCACAUGUUCCCUUGCCCACAGGCAAAAAUAUCGACUUGAUUGUGAUGGACAACACUUUCCUAAAGUACGGUUUCUUGCACUGCACCACCAAAGAAUUGGCUUUUGAGAUCACCAAAAUGCAGCGAGAUAUUCAGGAGUAUGGCGAGAAAAUUGCACAGUGCCCAACCUACGCUCCACCAAAAAGUGAGCUAUGUAUCGCCAAAUACGAGGGGAAAUGGUGUCGGGGACUUUCCUUGGAAUUGAUUGGGGAUGGAUAUCCCAGCAUUUUGUUUAUUGAUUAUGGAAACAUAGUGCCGACUCAUGUCAGUGAUAUACGUCGGUAUCCGCCACAAUUUAUCUUCCCCAUUAUGACCGCAGAGCUGGAUUUGGUCGGUUUGCCUGAAGAACUCACUGUUGGGCAGAUCAAAUAUUUGGAGGACUAUUUUCCCAUUGGAGCGAAUGUGACCUGCAGCGAAAUCUUUUACAACGAAGAUUACAAUAACUAUUCCGUUCGCAUUGACAAACUGCAGGAACAUUUAAAUUAAACCUAUAGUUUGCCAAAGAAGUUUUCUUCCAUUCCACUUUUUUAAAGAAUAAGUCAAUGGAUUUAUUUUUGUCAUUCAAGCGUUAAUUUUUUUUUUGAAUAAACAACCUGAAGGUUUUCGACACUA